Halichondria panicea is the source of this 2010-nucleotide messenger RNA. RefSeq lists its product as uncharacterized. Gene Ontology annotation, molecular function: DNA binding. The transcript is spliced from 5 exons. The record is from RefSeq and is a predicted model, not a curated record. Bases 456 to 1934 code for a protein of 492 amino acids. Lineage: Eukaryota; Metazoa; Porifera; Demospongiae; Suberitida; Halichondriidae.
CCGCUUGUACGCCAACACAGCACUUGCAAAUUGAUUUAUUUUUGCUACUAUAUAGAGCUCUUGAUGUGAUGUUCCUAUGAACCAAACGAGACUUGCAACCAACGUUGUGUUCCGGAGUUAGAGUUAACUUUCCAGCGCUGCCGAAAGUACAUAUAUUCAGCCAAUUGCAUGUAUUUCUGGCACAACGAUCUUCUCUAGAGUAAGGAGACACGAUCCAGCUAAGAUUAACUUCUAGUAGUAGCUAACUAUGUCUACUAGCUGCAUGCAAAAUAUGAAACUCUGUGGUGCAGCUGUUCUACUACUAGCCACGCUUUUUUCUCACAAAUCUACUGAUUAAAAUUCGGCCACGCCCAUUGCUUUCAAAACUAUCUUGCCACGUGGAUAAAUCGAAAGUGCUACUGUGUGAGACGUGUUUCCAGGUACUAGGUGCUUCUAGGCUCGCUUCUAGGUUACAUAUGGCUGAAGUACCGCUAAAAGAAAGAAUAUUUUAUAGCCGUACUAAGAAAGCUGCGACUGUAUGUGAAGUUAACUCAAAAAAUCGCCCACCCUCAUACAAGCAUUGGGAUUUGAAAACCGUAAGCACUGCUUGUUCAGCUAUUAGAAAUGGUACGUUGAGUCAACGACGUGCUGCUGAAGAAUAUGGUAUUCCUAGGUCCACACUGGGCGAUUACUAUCGAGGAAGCACUCUUCCUGGUGCCAAAAGUGGCCCAAACAAGUAUCUCUCUGAUGCAGAAGAAGCAGAACUGACCAGGUUCUUGAUUAGAUGUGCCUCUGUUGGCUUUCCUAAAACCAGAAGUAAUGUAAUUGCAAUUGUGCAAAGAGUGUGCGACCGUAAAGGAGUCAAGGUCACAGUCACUCAUGGUUGGUAUGAAAGCUUCACAAAGCGACACUCGGAACUAGUUUUGCGAAUUCCUGCUAAAUUGUCUGUAGCAAGAGCAAAAGCCACGGAUGGAGUGAGUGUUCAGACUGGGAGAAAGAAAACAGCUCCAGACGACCAAGCUCCUGUUGUUGUCAUUGAUCCUGAGAGCCCAGUGAAAAGCAGCGGGGAAAGUGCUGCAAGGAAUGUCAAAUCUACGCCCUUUAGUACACGUGCUGGUGACUCGAAGGCAUAUAAGGUACACUUUCAAGUAUCCAAUGAAUCAUUGCUUGAUGACUCAGAAACAAAUCCGUGCUUAAAAGAUUGGGUUAGUGAUCUUGGUCUCUCUCUUUAUGAGAAACAAGCCCUUCAACGUAAUGCUUGGCUGUCAGCAAAUCAUAUUUCUGCUGCAAAUAUGCUGCUCAGAAGAGAAUUCCCUCAUCAAAACGGACUUCAAGAUACUAUGUACUUGCUUGAAAAUCUCCAGUGGAGAUCGUCAGCUCAUGAAUUUGUGCAAAUAAUUCAUGUUGGAGGAUUUCAUUGGGCGUGCUUAUCAAAUAAAUUAUCAUCUGAUGCAAGUAAAAUACAGCUGUAUGACAGUCUUCACAUAGAACCUGGCCCUACCAUUAUUGAACAGUCUUGCACGAUUCUCCAUUGUAUGAAAGACCGUUUCACAAUCCAAGUUGUGAAUGUUCAACUUCAGUAUACUGGUGAUUCUUGUGGUUUGUUUGCCAUCGCUAUGGCUUAUGAUUUAUGUUCUGGUCGAAACCCUUUGAAAAUCAGCUACGAUGAAUCGAUGAUGAGAGUUCAUCUGGAGCGUUGCUUCAACAAUCGUGAACUGUCACGCUUCCCACGAGCUGCAAAAAAAAGGGAUUGCCCCAAGACAAUAGUCGCAAAAACGCAGGUUCCUGUAUACUGUAGUUGCCGAUAUUCUGAUGUGGAAGUCACAUCGAGGUUUGGGGAUAUGGCGUCAUGUGACAGUUGCAGUAAAUGGUACCACCAGGAUUGCGAAAACAUUCCGAACGCUGUUUUUAAUGAUACUCAAAAAACAUGGUUUUGUAUGUCGUGUAGCCAGUAAUAAUAAUAUUGUUUUUAUGUUCUUUUUGUAGUCUAUUUUGUCUAUUUUGUCUGUGGUACCAUAUAAUCGUUGAGGA